AUGAAAAACGGCAAUCCUCCUUUUUUUAAAGUUGACACCAGUCUCGCUUCUGAAGGUGGCUGCCAAUCUCCAACUCCUUCGACACCAAUGUCUGCCUACAUACCAUUCACUUCAGCAAAAAAAUCGUCGCCGAUGUCGCCCUCGAAGGAACCCUCUCCUAGACUUCCCACUCCUCCACCUUUACCAAGACAGCUAGAUCCAAAAGAAUAUCCUUUGGCUGAUACUCCAACUCCUCCAGCGCUUAAACGUUUUUGCUUCGAUUUGAACGGACAACCUGCCUACAUUAGAGAGGACGAAGAUUCGGAACAACAAAUUAUCAAGCUUCAAGAAGCCUUGUAUAAUAUGCGCGCGUCUUCUACCCCAACAACGAGAACGGUCAAGAAAAGUGUUACUUCGACUCAGCAAUCAUUUAAUGAUAAUUAUAUAGAUUCUAUACCUUCUGGAUGUGGUGCUCGUAAAAGACCGGCUUCUCCUAUUGAACCAGUAAUCGAUUUCUCUGCUAACGCUCAACAUCAAAAUAGUAUAAAUACUUAUACUAAACUAUCACGAGAACGUAGGUCUUUAUCUCCUCCUCAUAAAAAGGUCCGUGCAAAACCUGUAAACUCUAUGUUGGAACAAGAAAACGAGCUGGCCUCACAGAGACAAUGGAUGGAAUUUAGUACAGAUUUUCUGGACAAUAAUAUUAGUUCAGGAAUUACAAUACCAAGAACUAAUACUCCAUUGAGUACUGUACAAGGUGAAUCAUCAACAUCAAUAAUUACUCAACAGGUUCCUACUGCUUCUAGACCUUUUAAUACUAUAUCAACUUCAAACCUUGGAAUGGAUACUCCUUCAACUACGAGAAGUACUCAUUCAUCCGCUCUUCCAUCUCCUUCACUGUCUCCUAUUACUGGUGUUUCAACUUCACCUACUGAUACAUCUAAUACUCCUAGCUUAUGGGAUUUGAACACUAUGCUUACAACAUUUGAUGCUUUACCAGCUUCAAUGAAAUCUUAUAUGUUAUUCCAACUUCUUCGUCGUUGUCCAACAAAUACACUCCAAUAUGUUAGUAAUAUUAUUUUACCAGCCUUAAGGAAAGAUUUUGUUGGAACACUUCCUCUUGAACUCAGUCUACAUAUAGUGAGGUAUUUAGAUGCUGGAAGUAUGUGUAAGGCAGCUCAAGUUAGUAAAAGAUGGAGAAAUGUUAUUGAUGGUGAUGGUUUAACAUGGCAACGUCGUCUUAAAUUAGAUGGAUUCGGUUUAGAUAUUAAUGAGGAAGCACGUGCUAUUGCAGAAAAUUGGGGACUUUUACGCCCGAUAAAAUCCACUCAUAGUAUAAAUAGACAAUUGGAUGGUACAAACAAUGAAAGUGGUACUUCAUCCUCUGAAGAGAGAACUGUUGUAGAGAUCGAUGAUGAUGAAACUGAUCAUAUGAGAGUAGUUAAUGAAGAUAAGGAGGGUUCAUCAUCUGGAUUAGAUGUUUAUAGGACUAAUCUUAGUAAUGAUAAUAUGGCAGUUGAUUCAGUUGAUAUUGACAUUUCAGAUCAAAAAGAUAGUUUGAUUGUUGAUAAUAAUAAUAAUGAAUUACAAGAUUCUAUCACUCUUUCGCCAACAGGAACUGAUGAACCACCAUCUUCUUCUUCAGUUGGUACUAGUUCAUUGUUUGAAAGUAAUGAUAAUAUCGAACCUUCAGAAGAACAACCACCACUUCCACCAUCUGCAAGUCAUCCAUAUAAAGCUAUUUACCGUCGUCAUUAUCUUAUGAGACAAAAUUGGGUUAAUGGUCGACAUAAACAUAUAUCUUUUCAAGGUCAUGGCAAUAAUGUUGUUACAUGUCUUCAAUUUGAUUCAGAAAAGAUAAUUUCAGGGUCUGAUGAUCAAUGCAUUAAUGUUUAUGAAACUUUAACGGGUAAAUUAAUUAAUCGACUUGAAGGUCAUGAUGGAGGAGUUUGGGCAUUACAAUAUGUUGAUAAAACGUUAGUGUCCGGAUCAACGGACCGAACAGUAAGAGUGUGGGACCUUGAAAAAGGCAUUUGCACACAUGUUUUCCCAGGGCAUACGAGUACAGUUCGAUGUCUUCAAAUUAUAAUGCCACAAAAUGUUAAUACCAAUCCUAAUGAGCCACCAAUUAUCGAACCACCAUAUCCUUUGAUAGUUACAGGAUCAAGGGACUCUACCUUAAAAGUUUGGCGUCUUCCAGACCUUGAAAAAAAUGAUCCUCAAUAUCAACCUAUAAUUCCAUCAUCACCAUCAGAUAAUUCACCAUAUCCAGAAAAUCCUUAUUUUGUUCGUACACUUCAAGGACAUUCACAUUCAGUUCGUGCUUUAGCAGGAGUUGGAAACACUUUAGUAAGCGGAAGUUAUGACUGUUCAGUGAGAGUUUGGAACAUUAUGACUGGUGAAUGCCUUUGGCGGUUAAUAGGACAUACACAAAAAGUAUACUCUGUUGUAUUAGACGCAAAACGAAAAAGGUGCAUGAGUGGAAGUAUGGAUGGUACAGUAAAGGUAUGGAGUUUAGAGGAUGGAACAAUUGUCUGGACUUUAGAAGGUCAUUCAUCUCUUGUUGGUCUUCUAGAUCUUUCUCAUGACUUUCUUGUUUCUGCUGCUGCUGAUUCUAGCCUUCGUAUAUGGAAUCCUGACGAUGGAACUUGUAAACAUGUUUUGACUACACAUUCUGGAGCCAUUACAUGUUUCCAACAUGAUGAGAGUAAGGUUAUAUCAGGAUCAGAUGGAACACUUCGAAUGUGGGAUGUUAAGACAGGUCGCCAACAACGAGACUUAUUAACUGGCUUAAGUGGAGUCUGGCAAGUUAGAUUCGAUGAACGUAGAUGUGUCGCUGCGGUUCAAAGAAAUUCUGUAACGUGGUUUGAUGUCUUAGACUUUGGUGUAUAUGGAAUUGAAGAAGAAUAG
This is a messenger RNA of Cetraspora pellucida, 2889 nucleotides long. The record is from the annotation of a GenBank genome assembly. NCBI's taxonomy places the organism in Eukaryota, Fungi, Glomeromycota, Glomeromycetes, Diversisporales, Gigasporaceae.